Messenger RNA from Mesocricetus auratus (golden hamster), 1852 nucleotides. It is a transcript of the gene Jaml, whose product is annotated as junction adhesion molecule like. The transcript is spliced from 11 exons. The coding region runs from base 246 to 1373 and encodes 375 amino acids. Gene Ontology annotation, biological process: heterophilic cell-cell adhesion; neutrophil chemotaxis; neutrophil extravasation. Gene Ontology annotation, molecular function: cell adhesion molecule binding. Lineage: Eukaryota; Metazoa; Chordata; Mammalia; Rodentia; Cricetidae. Gene Ontology annotation, cellular component: membrane. The record is from RefSeq and is a predicted model, not a curated record.
GACAUGCAUGCAUCUGGUUUGCUUUGAGCCAGACCUACUGCGCUGGCAGAAGUCUCUCAGUUGAUGUGGGGGAUGCUGUGGCAGGAGAUCGCGGUGCAUUGCUUUUCCUGGGCGCUGACAUCUUGGGUGAGGAAGCUAAGGUAUAGUGACUCAAGGGAGACCUAGGGAAGGAGUCUCCUUGAGCAGUUUCCAUUUUCCCAGUGGAUUUUGUUGAUUGGAAUACAGAUCAGAAGCUUGAAAGUAGCAUGCUUCGCCUCCUGAAACUGAUUGUGAUUCCAGUGAUUCUGGGUGAUUCUCAGGGUCUGACUGACAGGGUUGCCUCCUCCCCUGAGCUGCGAGUACAUGUGGGUGAUUCAGCUUUCAUGGGAUGUAUUGUUCACAGCCCAGAGAAGAAACCUGUGGUCAAAGUUGACUGGAUACUCUCAAAAGGGGAACAUGCUGAGAGUGAAUACGUGCUAUACUAUUACUCCAACCUUAGUGUGUCUACGGGGCGCUUCCAGAACCGUUCUCAUUUGGUCGGGGACAUCUUACGAAAUGACGGUUCUCUCCUGCUCCAAAAUGUGCAAGAAGCAGACCAGGGAACCUACACCUGUGAAAUUCGCCUCAAAAAUGAGAGUGUGGUGUUUAAAAAGUUCGUGGAACUGCGCGUGCUGCCAGAGAAGCCUAAAGAGCUCACAGUCCAUGUAGGCAGUUCAGCUGAGAUGGGAUGUUUCUUCCAGAGCACAGAAGAGAAGCAUGUGACCAAGGUGGACUGGAUGUUUUCUUCCGAAAAGCAUGCCAAGGAGGAGGUUGUCUGGCGCCAUAACUUAAACAUGCCUAGUGGCUACUUCCAGAACCAGGGCCGCUUCCAAAACCGUGUAAACCUGAUCGGCGACAUCUCCCACAAUGAUGGCUCUAUCAUGCUUCAAACAGUGAAAGUGUCUGACCAAGGAAACUACACCUGCCACAUCUACUUGGGGAAGCUGGAGUCUAGGAAAACCACUGUGCUGCGAGUGCUCCAGGAAGACUCUCAAAUGUCGAUUGCAACAACUCCUCGACCCCAGACCGAUCGGCCGGUGAUCCUGGAUGGGAAUCAGCUGGUGAUAAUUGUGGGAAUUGUCUGCGCCACCUUCUUGCUGCUCCCAGUUUUGAUACUCGUUGUGAAGAAAACCCAGUGGAAUAAGAGUUCAGUGAGUUCUACAGCUUCCCUGAAGAGCCUGGAGAACAAAGAGAAAACUAAUCCAGAGAAACAUGUCUACUCCUCAAUAACUACGUGGGAGUCGAUGGAAGGACCAAGUGGACAAUCGGAGGCCACCUACAUGACCAUGCACCCAGUUUGGCCCUCUUCCUCCAGAGCACCCAAUCUGGCCCUCUCUUCAGUCAGAUCCAAGUAAUCCAGUUUAAAAAACAAACCAAAAAAAAAAAAAAAACAGUCAGCUUGGGAGAUUCCCAAAGCAGAAACUUUCUGAGAAGAAAGAGGGCAUUUCAUCUCGGCAGCAGCAAAGACUCUGUUUUUGGUGGCCCCUGAGCCACCAUGCCAGCUAUUUUAGACUUCUGCAUCCUCGGCUGGUCUCUGCCUCCAUUAGAAGCCUGAAGAUGGAGGGCUUGGAGUCUGGCAGGAAGACAGACCUGCUCCAUAUACACAGGCACUGAUGAGGGAAGGGAGACUCUGGGUGUCUCCCAGAAGCAGUGUGCUGGCUGGUAGGGUGAAGAGGCUGGCUGGCCCACCUGUGGUCUCAAGCAGUCCCUUGGUUCAGAUCUUUAAUGUGAACAGUGUUUUCUGUGAAUGAGCUACUAAGAGACUCAGAAAGAUACAAUCCAACAAAAAUAAUUCUUUUGAUGAAUUAUCCCCAAAUAAAUGUGGCUUGUGGGA